GUUGCAGGUAUUAUUUACAUGACUGUCAUUUUAUUUAUUCUAACCGCCUUCGUGCCAUCCAUCUUGAACGUUGUGUUUCCUCUAAAUACUUCUCGUCCAUUACUUCUACCGAUUCCGGUGCAUUAUUUCAUUGACGAGGAGCGAUAUUUCUACUAUAUUGUUUGCCACGUGCUAAUUGUCGCUUUGAUAUGCAUAAACGGACUGAUUGCGCACGACUGCAUGUUUUUCACUUACAUCGAACACGUCUGCGGUCUUUUUGCCGUAGCUGGAUUCAGAUUUGAACAUAUGUUGUACAAACGUAGUGAGGCGAAGGACAGUCUGUUUGAUCGGCUUGAUGACACGCAAAGAUACUGCAAAGAUAUUGCGCUUUCGGUACACGUACAUCGAGAAGCUUUGCAGUUUGCGGAGCUUAUCGAAAAUACUUUUUCAGUAUCGCUCGCUGUACAAAUGAUGAUCAUUACGUCCACCUUGAGCCUUACUUUGUUACAACUUUCUAGGACAGAAAUUGAUAGAUCACAGUCUCGUAACUUGCAACAAGAUAUAUUGUGGCUCGUGGUAUAAUAUGCCCGCAAAAGCUCAAAGACUGCUUGUGAUCGCGAUGAGAAAGAGUAUCGAAGCUAGUACUCUGAGUGCCGGCAAAAUGUAUAUAUUUUCGCU
Pseudomyrmex gracilis is the source of this 657-nucleotide messenger RNA. RefSeq lists its product as uncharacterized. The record is from RefSeq and is a predicted model, not a curated record. Lineage: Eukaryota; Metazoa; Arthropoda; Insecta; Hymenoptera; Formicidae. Bases 19 to 561 code for a protein of 180 amino acids. Gene Ontology annotation, cellular component: plasma membrane. Gene Ontology annotation, molecular function: odorant binding; olfactory receptor activity. The transcript is spliced from 5 exons. Gene Ontology annotation, biological process: detection of chemical stimulus involved in sensory perception of smell; sensory perception of smell.